GUAAGUAUAAUCUGAGUAAAGGCAGAGCCCGUCUUCCAGUCAUAUGAGGGGGUAAAGGUCAACCCUGUUGAUGAGAAACAUGGCGGCUCCCAUUGACAGGAUGGGACUGCUCUUAUUGACCCUGUUGCCUGUGCUUUUUAGCAUCUCUGACGCUGUGGAUCGUAGUAACUUCAAAACAUGUGAACAAAGUGCCUUCUGCAAGCGUCAGAGAGAUGUGAAGCCUGGACAGUCUCCCUAUAGGGCCCUGCUGGAGACGUUGGAGCUCAGUGAUACACGCCUUACACUGCAGCUGAUCAACGACAACAACAAGGUGCGAUUACUGCUGGAGCUCUACAGACUGCAGGGGAACAUGACACGGGUCAAAAUUAAUGAGCUCAAACCGCUCAAGCCACGAUAUGAGGUGCCUGAUGUUCUUGUCAAAGACCCCCCUACUGAACCUCUCUCGGUGCUAAAUCGAGAUGAAAAUGGCGUGGUCCUCUCCCUCGGGGCGGACUCCCAGCGGCUCAUCAUCAGCGCCCGUCCCUUCCGUCUCGAUAUUGUGGACGGGCCGAACGUCCUGCUGUCCAUCAACUCCCGAGGCCUGCUGGUGUUUGAACACCUCCGCCUGCGCAAGGACACUAUCUCUCAUAAAAUAACUAGCACAGUCGGUAGCAUGUGGGAUAAGAUCAAGAACGUGUUCUCUAGUAAAAGUGAGACAGACACUGAACAGGAUGUGGAACAGAAUGUGGCUGAGAAGGGCGAGGGUGAGGAGGAGGUGAAGGAGGAGGAAGAUCAGCCAGGCAUGUGGGAAGAGACCUUCAAAUCUCACAGUGACAGCAAGCCCAAUGGCCCAACCUCAAUCAGUUUAGACUUCUCUUUUCCCGGAGUUGAACAUGUCUAUGGCAUUCCAGAACAUGCAGACACCCUCAAACUUAAAUCAACAGAAGGAGGGGACCCGUACCGGCUGUACAAUCUGGACGUGUUCCAGUACGAGCUCCACAACCCCAUGGCUCUGUAUGGCGCCGUACCCGUGCUCCUCUCGCACACCACAGACAGGACCAUGGGCGUCUUCUGGCUCAACGCCGCCGAGACCUGGGUGGACAUCAGUUCCAGUGCGUCCGUACAGGGUGGCAGUGAGAAGUCACAGACAGAUGUGCGUUGGAUCUCUGAGAGUGGCAUCAUUGACGUCUUUGUUAUGCUAGGACCCCGGCCCACUGACGUGUUCUCCCAGUACGCCUCCCUCACAGGUACUCAGUCUUUUCCCCCACUCGCUGCCUUGGCUUACCAUCAGUGCCGGUGGAACUACAAUGACCAGGAGGAUGUGAAGGCCGUGGACGAUGGCUUUGACGAGCACGACAUUCCGUACGACUUCAUUUGGCUGGACAUUGAACACACAGACGGCAAGCGCUACUUCACCUGGGACCCACUUAAGUUCUCUCAGCCUCGUGAAAUGCUUCAGAACCUGAAGGACAAAAAGAGAAAAAUGGUCACCAUUGUGGACCCUCACAUCAAAGUGGACAGCGGUUACAAGAUCCACAAAGAGAUCAGUUCAAAGGGUUUUUACAUUAAAAAUAAAGAUGGUGGUGACUAUGAGGGAUGGUGCUGGCCAGGGAAUGCCGGCUACCCAGACUUCACCAAACCUGAAAUGAGAGCCUGGUGGGCUAGUAUGUUUGCUUAUGACCAGUAUGAGGGAUCCAUGGAAAACCUCUACACAUGGAAUGACAUGAACGAGCCUUCCGUGUUCAACGGUCCUGAGGUCACUAUGCACAAGGAUGCGUUGCACGGGGUGUGGGAGCACAGGGAUGUCCACAACCUGUACGGCUUCUACGUGCAAAUGGCCACUGCCCAGGGUCUUAUCCAGAGGUCCGGCGGAGUGGAGAGGCCUUUUGUCCUGACCAGAGCUUUCUUCGCCGGAUCCCAACGUUAUGGUGCGGUGUGGACAGGGGAUAACGCGGCCGAGUGGGGCCACCUGAAGAUGUCCAUUCCCAUGUGUCUCAGCCUGGGCCUGGUGGGCAUCUCAUUCUGUGGAGCUGAUGUCGGCGGCUUCUUCAAGUCUCCCAACCCGGAGCUGCUGGUGCGCUGGUACCAGGCGGGCGCUUAUCAGCCCUUCUUCCGGGCUCACGCUCACCUGGACACCCCGCGGCGCGAGCCCUGGCUCUUCGGCCCGGAGAACACGGCGCUGAUCCGCGAGGCGGUGCGGCAGCGCUACACCCUGCUGCCCUACUGGUACCAGCUCUUCUACCACGCCCACCGCACCGGCCAGCCCGUCAUGAGACCUCUGUGGGUUGAGUACCCUGAAAAUGCUGCUACGUUUGCUAUUGAGGAUGAGUUCCUGCUGGGUAAAGACCUGCUUGUUCAUCCAGUCACUGAUGAAGGAUCACGUGGAGUAACAGCCCACUUGCCUGGGGAAGGAGAGGUUUGGUAUGAUGUCCAUACAUACAAGAAGCACCAGGGAAACCAAAAUCUUUACAUUCCUGUCACCAUGAACUCCAUUCCUGUCUUUCAGAGAGGCGGCUCCAUCAUCAGCAGGAAGGAGCGUGUACGGAGGUCGUCCUUGUGUAUGCAAGAUGACCCGUACACUCUCUAUGUGGCUGUCAACGCACAGGGAACGGCAGAGGGAGAACUUUACAUUGACGAUGGCCACACCUUCAAUUACGAAAAGCAGCAGUUUAUUCACAGGCGUCUGACCUUUGCUGAAGGCGAAUUGUCAUCGAGCAACCUGUCUCCAGACUCUCAGUUCUCCACAGCCUCUUGGAUAGAGAAGGUGGUCUUCAUGGGAGUCACCAAACCUAAUGCUGCUACUCUCAGGACUGCUGGUGGCUUGGAGUCUGCUCUGGAGUUUGAGUUUGAACCGGCCACUGAGCUGCUCUCUCUGCGUAAGCCUGGUGUGAACGCAGGGGCCGACUGGACCAUUCAGCUACGGUAGCCCACGGCUGUGAGUGUGGACUCGCAUACGUCCUACGUCCUCCUCUGCUGUUAAAAAGCAGGGAAUGGUUAGCACUUACAGCUGUUUUACUCACACACACACACACACUCAGACACACACAUGCAUUCAAAGGCACUCAUUUUACAGGGUGGAAGUUUGGAAUUAGGUGUCCAUUCAGGAAAAAUACGUAGACAUAGGGGAUGGGAUUAACCUUUUAGACAUUUGUUCCUCUUCUGCCACCUGAAACCAGGCACUGAGACUUCAGCUUGCUAGGGCCGCAUUUUUAGACUAUUUCUUAGGAUCAUUUGAUCUAAGUUGGAACAGUUCUUUGAAAAUGAUUUUGACAAUGUCUUUCUUAGUGUUAUUUGUUUUGAUUAUGUUGUCAUACUUUUGGAAAAAAAAGAAUCACAUGAAUAAAAUAUACUCAGACAUUCAGGUAUGUGAAAAGAGGUUGCACUUACAAACAGCUGUGUCCAAUGGAAUGGUUGGAUUUGGGGAUUGUUGUUCUUGUUGUUUGUUGUUCUUAGUAUAAUUUUCAUUUACUUGAAUUUAUGGCAAGUGUUUACAUUUGCUAUUAAGUGACUAAAACUAAAGUAUUAUGACAUUUAAUGUUUAGUAAUAAUUAAAUAAAUUCAAUAAAUAAACUGGCAGUUUUGAAAUCAAGAAAUCAAGUUACAUCAGUGAUGACAAGGUGCAGUGUACAUUCCACUACUCAUGUAGAAGAUGCCUGCAGCAAAAUUGACCAAAUGAAGGAUGAGGGUGACAUUUUAAAAUAUAAAAUAUUUUUACCAUAAUGGCCUCACUCUUCACAAUCGAGGCACAUUCUUUCCUGUAUGUUUAACAUGUCACCUCAUUUCUUGUUUAAGGGCUCAUAUGAUGUUACCUCAAGCAGUUGAUUUACCCUUUACAUAAAUACCACCAAAACUGAAUGGUGAGACGGACAAAUAUGGAGUCUUUUACUGCAUAAAACUGUCACAAGAAAUGCAGUUAAGUAUAGUAUUUGUAGGUUUUGAAUAACUUAUACAGUAUUAAAUAUGUCAUUAUAAGAAUGUGCUUAAAAUUGGACUAUAGAACAGGGGUGGGGUCUAUGGGUGGUAGGAUGUUAUUUUCAGCACUACCCUUCAACAAAUGAACUGGGUGACAAAAAUAAUAAAACAAACAGAUUCA
This is a messenger RNA of Alosa sapidissima (American shad), 4072 nucleotides long. RefSeq names its product glucosidase II alpha subunit a (gene ganaba). NCBI's taxonomy places the organism in Eukaryota, Metazoa, Chordata, Actinopteri, Clupeiformes, Clupeidae. The coding region runs from base 71 to 2905 and encodes 944 amino acids. The record is from RefSeq and is a predicted model, not a curated record. Gene Ontology annotation, molecular function: glucan 1,3-alpha-glucosidase activity; carbohydrate binding. Gene Ontology annotation, biological process: carbohydrate metabolic process; N-glycan processing. Gene Ontology annotation, cellular component: glucosidase II complex. The transcript has 25 exons.